CUGUGCAUAGAGUGGCUUUUUUCGUUGUUGCUGUCGUUUCCCAGGCGGUGUCCACUUGCAUUCUGAGCCGUCGCUGCAGGCGAGCUAGUCAGAGCAACCAAGGAAAGAAAUCUAGAAUUCUUGACUUGUCAAAAUGUCAAUGCAGCCUAGUUGUUCUUGUCAGUUUGUGCAAGAAACCUCGGACUCCACAAUGCUUUCUCUCUAGGGCUAUCAAUGUUUUUUCUGCUGUAACUGGUCCUGCAGAGCAGAAAGUUGGCUGCUCUACAGGAAGACACGCGCGUCCUGCGCGGCCCGGCGGAGUCAAGUUUGACACAGAGCAUGGGAAAUGUGUGCUGUGCAAGCCGGCAGGACCUAGACGCUUCGUCCAGGGAGGAUAUGCAAGGCAGUUCGGCAUCUGAUUUGGAGCUGGAAUCCCAGGAGGCACCUCAAAGCAAGCCCUGUCUUCAGCACAUAAGUGAUCGCGAAGACUUGACGAGCCAUGUAGGAACGCUGUUCAGUGCUAGAAAAGAGCGGCGGAAAUCGUCAGUUGUUGCUGCAACUACUCCUAUAAAAUUUCCUGGUGCUUCUGCAAGGGAGCCGCUUGCUGGUAAUCCUGCUUCUGGGAUACGGUUUUCACAGUCUCCGAGUAUUCAUGAAAAUGCUCCUACCAGUUUAGUAGCCAGUAAACGGUUUAGUUCGUGUGGAACGAUAUUUCUCGGAGACAGUACUGUUUCUCAGCCCAAUUUGAAGGUGACUCUGCAGUGUGUCGCGAUUGCCACGCAUUUACACAUACCAAACGAGGAAGAAGCAGACCCAAGCAAUCCUCCUCGGCUGCUCGAUAUCUUUGACGAGAAACUUCACCCGCUGACGAACGACCCAGUUCCUGGUGAUUACGAUAGGGCAAUUCCGGAGCAACGUCACAUUUACAAAUUCCUGAAAGUUCUAUUCUCAGCGGCCAAACUUACUGCGGAGUGUGCCAUCAUUACGUUAGUGUACCUGGAGCGCCUCCUUCAUUAUGCUGAAAUUGAUCUUCAUCCCAGUAAUUGGAAGUGGAUUGUCUUGGGAUCGGUGCUACUGGCGUCCAAAGUGUGGGAUGACCAGGCAGUUUGGAACGUGGACUACUGCCAGAUCCUGCGUGACAUCUCCGUCGAAGACAUGAACGAACUGGAGAGGCACCUUCUAGAACUCUUGCAGUUUAAUAUCAACGUGGAUAGCAGUGUCUACGCCAAGUACUUUUUCGACCUUCGCUCACUGGCUGAGGAGAACCAGCUGAUGCUGGAGUCCGAGCCGCUCACACGCGACCGCGCACUAAAGCUGGAGGCAAUGUCGCCGGCGACGAAUCGUUACGAGAAGGGCGUGCUGCGCCGCUCCUCGUCAGACCCCAGGAUGACACCGAUCAAAGCUCCACCUGCCAUGCUACCAUAGUUGACGGAGACGGAAUCAGUCCGCAACCGUGGCAACACAGACGUCGGCGGUGCAUGCACCUAGCUGCGUCAUGACUACCUGUACCGUUUGAUUUAACGGCUCGUCACUUUAUCAAUAUUAUUGCAGAUUAUUUUUUUGUUCCGUUCAAUAUUUGUUUCUCUAUUUUGCUUUCUCUUUGAUGACGGCUGACCUUGCAGUGUGCUCUGUACCGCGAUGGGCAAGCACUCACACGGCUCUGCCGAUGUGCGCUGUCAACGUGUCCCCGUCCGCGGUCACCCUUUGAAUUCUCGACUCGGCAUGCCCGGUCAUUAUCACGAAUCACACUCGUCUCUGGAGCGGUGUUGGUGUGUCCUACGUCGCCAGUGUGCGUGCUGUUAUUACCGGUGUGUUGUAAAAUCACGGUAUUGUACUACUUCUGAAGUAGUGGUGUAACGAAUAUCAAAACCCAGUAGCCGAAUGCUCUUUGACUUUUAAUAACGAACGGACGAACGAUUAUUCUUUUGUUAACACAGAUGACAUCACAUGCCCUCCUCUCA
Messenger RNA from Sycon ciliatum, 1940 nucleotides. RefSeq names its product cyclin-Y-like protein 1. The transcript has 3 exons. NCBI's taxonomy places the organism in Eukaryota, Metazoa, Porifera, Calcarea, Leucosolenida, Sycettidae. The coding region runs from base 319 to 1404 and encodes 361 amino acids. Gene Ontology annotation, cellular component: plasma membrane. Gene Ontology annotation, molecular function: cyclin-dependent protein serine/threonine kinase activator activity; protein kinase binding. The record is from RefSeq and is a predicted model, not a curated record. Gene Ontology annotation, biological process: regulation of canonical Wnt signaling pathway; regulation of cyclin-dependent protein serine/threonine kinase activity.